AUGGAACCCGACGACGAGAUUUAUGCCAACGGCGGAGCCGAUAGCUCUGAGAAUCGAAGCAGACCAAUUAUAAGCAGCGAACAACUUGACAUCGAAGCAUACGCCGGACUAUACUCAGGGAGAACGAAAAUCACGCGAUUACUGUUUAUCGCGGACCGGUGUGGUCAGAAUAAUAAUACGGCUAUGCAAAUGGAAGCGCUCCGAAUGGCUUACGAGGAGAUCAAGAAAGGAGAGAACACGCAAUUGUUUAGAGAUGUAGUGCAAAAAAUUGAUGGGAGGUUGGGGAAUAAUUAUGGGAUGGAUAGUGUUUGGUGUGAGAUGGUGGAUCGGAGAGCCGAUCAGAGGAAAGAGAAGCUUGAGAAUGAACUUAAUGCUUACAGGACAAAUUUGAUCAAAGAAAGCAUAAGAAUGGGAUAUAAUGAUUUUGGAGAUUACUAUUAUGCUCAUGGUGCCCUUGCAGAUGCUUUUAAAAGUUAUGUCCGCACUCGUGAUUAUUGCACUACAUCAAAGCACGUUAUUCAUAUGUGCAUGAGUGCGAUUCUUGUAAGCAUUGAGAUGGGUCAAUUUACUCAUGUCACAAGCUAUGUCAGCAAAGCAGAACAAACAGCUGAAGCUCUUGACCCUAGUACUGUUUCAAAACUACGUUGUGCUGCUGGAUUAGCUCAUUUGGAGGCAAAAAAAUACAAGCUUGCAGCUCGGAAGUUCCUGGAAGUGGGUCCUGAAUUGGGAAAUUCAUACAAUGAAGUUAUUGCUCCUCAAGAUGUUGCAACAUACGGAGGACUUUGUGCACUUGCAAGUUUUGACCGGACAGAGCUCAAGAACAAAGUCAUUGACAAUCUCAACUUCCGUAAUUUCUUGGAGUUGGUACCUGAAGUGAGAGAGCUUAUCCAUGAUUUCUACUCAAGCCAUUAUGCUUCAUGUUUGGAUUACCUGGGAAAUCUGAAAGCAAACCUGAUGCUCGACAUCCAUUUGCAUGACCAUGUCCAGCCACUGUAUGAUCAAAUCCGCAACAAAGCUCUCAUUCAGUAUACACACCCAUUUGUGUCUGUUGAUCUGCACAUGAUGGCUAAUGCUUUCAAAACAACCAUUGCGGGCUUAGAGAAAGAACUCGAAGCCUUGAUUACUGACAAUCAAAUACAGAUUAUCAUGCCUUUGCAGGCACGAAUUGACUCACACAACAAAAUUCUAUAUGCACGGCAUGCAGAUCAAAGGAAUGCCACUUUCCAGCGGGUACUGCAGACAGGCCGUGAGUUUGAUAGGGAUGUUCGAGCAAUGCUGCUGAGGGCAAAUCUUGUCAAGCAUGAAUACAAGGCUUCUAGGAAACUUUAA
This is a messenger RNA of Dovyalis caffra, 1329 nucleotides long. Lineage: Eukaryota; Viridiplantae; Streptophyta; Magnoliopsida; Malpighiales; Salicaceae. The record is from the annotation of a GenBank genome assembly.